AUGAAUUUUCCUCUAUUUGAACAUGCCAUAUUCAUUACCAAAGGAAUUCAGGAUCUGAGCAUCGAUUCCACAAGCUUUCCUGACCUUGGCAUCGUCUUCAAGCUCUCUAAAAAUAGCAAAAAAAAACACUUCCUUCCUACCAAUGGGUUUCAUAGAUGCUCGAAGAAUCAACUGGCAGACACCAUCACGUAUAUUGAAAAAUUCAAGUUCAUUGCUGACGAAUGGAUCUCGACACCUAUGAAGAUUAAUGGAAGUGAACACCUGAUUGCGGAGUUGCAAAGAGUUCAAAUAGAGAAAAGAUAUGGAAUAUGUGCUUAUCUAAAAGACUUGAGUGCAGACCUGGAUACCGAAGAUAAAGAUGCGAUGAGUUUAAGCCUUUUGUCUUUUGUGGAUACCGCAGUGUCAGUAAAGUCAUCUCUCGCAGUCGGCCAUCUCUGUUCAAUCAUUCACAAUCCCUGCUCACUUGACUCAGCAACUAUAAGUCUAAAACCGAAAACUCUACAAGUCUUUAUCAGAGAUGUUGAAGCUGAUGGAUGGGAACGUUAUAACUUCUCAAUCAUAUGUGAAUCAUGUCUAGGUGACAAUCCUUACAUUCAAAUGAAAAGAUGAAGAAAUAAGCCUCAUAGGUGAUGGCAUUAAGAAGGAUGACUUUGGAGAGUGGUUUUGGAUGUCACAUGAACAAGCGAUUGACCACAUAGGGGGGAGAGAGAAAAUGAAAGUGGCUCUAUCAAGUACUAGUGCAGGGACUGAAACUUUAAAUUGACAAAAAAAGUUCAAUUCAUUUAGCUUAUUAAUUUGUACGUAG
Lactuca saligna is the source of this 805-nucleotide messenger RNA. The record is from the annotation of a GenBank genome assembly. Lineage: Eukaryota; Viridiplantae; Streptophyta; Magnoliopsida; Asterales; Asteraceae.